CCGCCGCCGCUGCCCUGGGAGUGGGAGCCAGGACAGGAGGCCGCCCUUGUUUGUGACAGUCCCAUCACCUGCCAGGAUGAGUGGUUUGCCCACCGCCCCCAGGAGGGAGGAGACCUCCCCGCCCUCUCCUCUAUCACGUGGGAAAACAAAUGCUGCGGCCGCUGCCCUGCCCUGCCCCUGUGGCCCGGCGAGGUGGAGCGCGGGCGGGCCGCGUGCGGCACCAUGAAGAUGCAUUUCAGCAUCCCCGUCUCGGAGCAGCUGCUGGAGAAGUUCGGGGGCCGCUACGUGCUGUACUCUGUGUACCUGGAAGGCUUCCUCUUCUGCAAGGUGCGCUACAGCCAGCUACACCACUGGAACGAUCAGCUAAGACGGAUCUUUGGGAGUACCGUGCCUGCUUUUCCUCCAAAGUUCUAUCUUGCAAUGACCAAGUCCAUGGCUGAUGAGAGGAGGUCUCAGCUUGAGCAAUAUCUACAGAGUGUAACUGUAGAUCCAAGUAUUACGAACAGUGAUGUCUUCAUCAGUUUUUUUAGAAAAUUACAGCAGGAUACAUUUAAGAUCCAGACACAGAGAGCCUCUCUGGAUGUUUACCUGGCUGAUGGAAGGAAUGUUAGGCUUGAUAUCCAGACAUCGGACACUGCUGAAAGAGUACUAGAGGUUGUCUCAUACAAGAUGGGGCUGUCAAGAGAAUUAAUAGGAUAUUUUAGCUUAUUUUUUAUUCAAGAUCACAGCAAUGGAGUUCUCUCUGUGGUGAAAAAAGUGGCAGAAUUUGAACUUCCCUACGUGAGUCUUCAGAGUAUGAAAGAGUCAGACUGUACGAUUGGGAUCAGAAAAUGGUAUAUGGAUCCCUCUCUUGAUAACAUGUUAAUGGACUGUAGAGCUUCAGUGAACUUACUCUAUAUGCAGGCACUACAGGAAAUUGAGAAGAAUUGGGUCAAACCCACAGAUGGACAGUUGCAGAAACUGGAAUUGCUACAAAAAGCAGCAAACAAAAUGAAGUUUCUAGAGCUGGUUCAGGAAGUGCAGCACUAUGGAUACAUACAGCUUGAUCCCUGCACCUGUGACUAUCCAGAAGUAGGCUGUUCUGCUGCUGUUCAUGUAGGAAAUAAUGAGAUCAGCUGCUGCAUAAAGUUACCUAGUAACCAGACCAAAGAAGUCAGCUUCAAGAUCAACAGGGUGAGGUGCUGGCAGGUCACUUUUCUAGGCGCUAUUACACAGCCAAAAGACCAAGGACACGAGGAGACCCUAGAGCUCAGGUUUGAGUACAAUGAUUCGGGCUCAUGGAGAUGGAUCGUCUUUUACACAAAACAGGCAUUUCUACUGAGUAGCUGCUUAAAAAAGAUAAUAUCAGAACAGUUGAUGAAGACAACCAAAGGAGACAAAGAAAUGCAGAUUGAGAUGCCUGAGUCCCUGAAGAGUAAAAAAUCCAGCGUCCAACAAAGUCAGAUAGCUCACUCUGGUUUUAUACCAAGAAAAAGGAUUUUGGUUAGACCAAAUAAAGAGGACGGUGUUUUUGAGAAGAUAAGAGAGGAAGAUCUGUGAUAGAUUCUUUAGAACUGCCUAUAAAAAUAUGUUGCAAAGUAUCAAUUAUAUUAAAAUAGUCUUCAAUUUAACAAUAUCUUACACAUUUUUCUAAUUCCUUGACAAUUAUAACAUUCUUGAUCUUGUAGUUUUAAAGAUCCAGUUAACUGCUCCCUCAAGUUAGAACUUGCUACAAAUUUGAAGAAAAAGUGAAGACAGGGCAACAUAAAAACAUCUUACAUUUCUUGUGUAUUUUUAUAACUGAAAUUAGAAAUUUUUAAAAUAGAAAAGUCUACUGAAAUGUUAGAGCUGGAGAAUUUUAUUUUGCAUUAAAAUACAAGGUUUUAUUA
Caretta caretta (loggerhead turtle) is the source of this 1868-nucleotide messenger RNA. It is a transcript of the gene SNX31, whose product is annotated as sorting nexin 31. Gene Ontology annotation, biological process: intracellular protein transport; endocytic recycling. Gene Ontology annotation, molecular function: phosphatidylinositol binding. The record is from RefSeq and is a predicted model, not a curated record. NCBI's taxonomy places the organism in Eukaryota, Metazoa, Chordata, Testudines, Cheloniidae. Gene Ontology annotation, cellular component: early endosome.